CCUGAUUCCUCCCGAUGCCCCACAAGUCUACUGGUGUGCGGAAGUUCCCGUAUCCAAUCUCGCGAGAAUAGGCCAGUAUCGCUUAGGCCGCGGUUGUUUUUGUUGUUAUUGUCGUCAAAAUGGCGACUGGCGGAGAGGCCCCGGAGUCCUGGUAUCUUGCCCUGCUUGGUUUUGCCGAACAUUUUCGCACUUCGAGUCCUCCUAAAAUUCGCCUCUGCGUGCACUGUCUCCAGGCUGUAUUUCAGUUCAAGCCUCCACAAAGAGUAGAGGCCCGAACGCACCUUCAGCUCGGCUCGGUGCUCUAUCACCACACCAAGAACAGCGACCUCGCCCGGAAUCAUCUGGAGAAAGCGUGGUGCAUCUCGCAACAAGUCCCCCAGUUUGAAGAUGUUAAAUUUGAAGCUGCCAGUCUUCUCUCAGAGCUUUAUUGCCAACAGAAUUUGGUUGAUUCUGCUAAGCCUUUACUACGCAAAGCCAUCCAGAUUUCCCAGCAGACUCCCUACUGGCACUGCAGAUUGUUAUUCCAACUAGCACAACUGCACACACUAGAGAAGGACUUAGUGUCUGCGUGUGACUUAUUGGGUGUAGGUGCUGAAUAUGCUAGGGUCGUCGGAUCAGAAUAUACCAGAGCUCUGUUUCUUCUGAGUAAAGGGAUGUUGCUGCUGAUGGAACGUAAGCUACAGGAGGUGCAUCCUUUGCUCACAUUGUGUGGGCAGAUCGUGGAGAACUGGCAGGGAAACCCCAUACAGAAGGAAUCCCUCCGGGUCUUUUUCCUGGUGCUGCAGGUCACGCAUUACCUGGAUGCUGGACAGGUGAAAAGCGUGAAGCCGUGUUUAAAGCAACUGCAGCAGUGCAUCCAGACCAUCUCAACACUCCACGAUGAUGAGAUCUUGCCCAGUAACCCCGCGGACCUCUUCCACUGGCUGCCUAAAGAGCAUAUGUGUGUGCUUGUCUACUUGGUCACUGUUAUGCACUCGAUGCAGGCCGGAUACUUGGAGAAGGCGCAGAAGUACACAGACAAAGCUCUAAUGCAACUAGAGAAACUAAAGAUGUUGGACUGCAGUCCCAUCCUCUCGUCAUUCCAAGUCAUCCUACUGGAGCACAUCAUCAUGUGUCGCUUGGUUACGGGCCACAAAGCGACGGCGCUGCAGGAGAUCUCUCAGGUGUGCCAGCUGUGCCAGCAAUCUCCUCGUCUGUUCUCCAACCACGCUGCUCAGCUCCAUACUCUAUUAGGUCUCUACUGUAUUUCUGUGAACUGUAUGGACAACGCAGAGGCUCAGUUCACUACAGCCUUGCGGCUUACUACACACCAGGAACUGUGGACUUUCAUCGUGACCAACCUGGCCAGUGUGUACAUUAGAGAGGGCAACCGACACCAAGAGCUUUAUAGCCUACUAGAGAGGAUAAACCCUGACCACAACUUCCCUGUCAGCUCUCACUGUCUGCGAGCUGCAGCCUUUUAUAUCCGUGGACUCCUCUCGUUUUUCCAGGGACGCUACAACGAGGCCAAGCGUUUCUUGCGUGAGACUCUAAAGAUGUCAAAUGCUGAGGAUCUGAAUCGACUGACCGCAUGCUCGCUUGUUCUUCUCGGACACAUAUUCUAUGUUCUGGGAAACCACAGGGAAAGCAACAAUAUGGUGGUUCCAGCCAUGCAGUUGGCCAGCAAGAUUCCUGACAUGUCUGUUCAGCUGUGGUCUUCUGCUCUGCUUAAAGAUCUGAACAAGGCCUGUGGGAACACGAUAGAUGCUCACGAGGCAGCACAAAUGCACCAGAACUUCUCCCAGCAGCUCCUACAGGACCACAUAGCUGCCUGCAGCCUGCCUGAACACAACCUCAUAAGUUGGACAGAUGGACCUCCACCAGUGCAGAUCCAAGCUCAGAAUGGACCCACAACCAGCCUGGCCAGCCUGCUUUGAAUACGCAACACAAUGAUAAACACACACACACACCCUCUCACUCACUGUGAGCACACAAAUUGUACAUACAGGUCAGCCUCUGAGCCCUCAUGCACAUAGAUACAUACACACACAUACAUUAAAACUAAAGGAGACAGGACUCCACUGCCUUUGUCCUGCAGAUUUUAUCUUGUAUUCUUCAGAUUUUAACUUAUUCUUAUUGAACUUGUAUGAUGUUGGGGCAAUGAGAUGACACUGAGACCUUGGGAACGGUUGGGAUAUGAGUCACAAUGGGCGCGAUAAUUAUUUCACUCCUCAUGAAUGUGCACACAUGGAGAAAAAAAAAACAGAGAAAGGCUCUACUGGGCAAGAGUUUGGUUUGGAGGCAUACAG
Molecule: messenger RNA, 2288 nt
Organism: Pangasianodon hypophthalmus (striped catfish)
Lineage: Eukaryota; Metazoa; Chordata; Actinopteri; Siluriformes; Pangasiidae
Gene: mau2
Product: MAU2 sister chromatid cohesion factor
Exons: 19
Coding region: 120-1916 (598 amino acids)
Biological process (GO): mitotic sister chromatid cohesion; maintenance of mitotic sister chromatid cohesion
Cellular component (GO): chromatin; SMC loading complex
Molecular function (GO): double-stranded DNA binding; protein binding
Source: RefSeq, a predicted model, not a curated record